Emericellopsis cladophorae is the source of this 687-nucleotide messenger RNA. RefSeq lists its product as uncharacterized. The transcript has a single exon. Bases 1 to 687 code for a protein of 228 amino acids. NCBI's taxonomy places the organism in Eukaryota, Fungi, Ascomycota, Sordariomycetes, Hypocreales, Bionectriaceae. The record is from RefSeq and is a predicted model, not a curated record.
AUGCUGCGCACAAUCGCCCUGGCCAGCUACGCUGCUGGCGUGGCCUUCGCAUCAUCCAACUGCGCAAAGCCCAACCUCAAGGCCCCGGCGUGCCCCGACAAGGGCACCAUCACGUACGAGUCCCGCGUGCCAACGCAGGCCGACGACUUCCCUCGCACCCAGGUCGACCUCUGCUACACGGAGAGCGCGCUGGUCCUCACGUUCACGGCCUACAACGAGACCACCUUCUACUUCGACCCCGAGCAGGGCACGAAUGGCGACAUUUGGGCGUACAACGUGAUGGAGGCCUUCAUCUACAAGGGCACCGACGACCCGCAGACGUACUUUGAGUACGAGAUCAACCCCGACAACGUCACGUACCAGGCCUUCAUCUACAACCCGUCAGAGAACCGAGCCGCGGGCGCGCCAUUCGACCACAUGUUCGUCUCGAAGCCGGCCGCCGACGGCCUCAAGGCCCAGACCACGCUGAAGAAGGACGAGGAGACGUGGAUCAGCGAGGCCGAGAUCCCGCUGGCCUUUUUCAACGUCAAGAAUGGCCAGGCCAAGGGCACAGAGUGGCGUAUGCAGUUCCUCCGCACCAUCACCAGCGAGGCGACGUUCCCCGACCAGGAGCUCGGUGCUUGGAACCCGCCCGACGAGGCGAGCUUUCACAUCUCCAAGUACUUUGGCCACGUAGAGCUCGUCUAG